Molecule: messenger RNA, 1792 nt
Organism: Triticum dicoccoides
Lineage: Eukaryota; Viridiplantae; Streptophyta; Magnoliopsida; Poales; Poaceae
Product: probable amino acid permease 7
Exons: 7
Coding region: 203-1615 (470 amino acids)
Source: RefSeq, a predicted model, not a curated record
GGAUCUGGAGUUUGGGGGUGCCGAAGCAGAGCAACUUCUGAUUCUAUUCUAUUCUACUGUACUACCGAACCAACCAUCGCAAGGGAUUUGGCGACAGAGGAAUCUUUUCUUUUCUUUGUAGUAUAUGAUGAAGCUGGCGUUCACUUUACGGGCCUAAUGUCCCGGACAAACAUUCCAAAGAGAAAAUAGGAGAGGAGAGGCCAUGGGAGGAAGAGGUGGCGAUCCCCAAACAGGGCCGCUGCUGGAGAAGCUCCCGGAGUCCUCUUGCAGUUCAUCCGAGCCCGAGCAGCAUCCGGUCAAACGAACUGGCACGGUAUGGACGGCGUCCGCGCACAUCAUCACGGCGGUGGUCGGCUCCGGCGUGCUGUCGCUGGCGUGGAGCGUGGCUCAGCUCGGCUGGGUCGGGGGGCCGGCGGCCAUAGUGUUCUUCGCGGGGGUCACCGUGGUGCAGUCCUCCCUGCUCGCCGAAUGCUACGUUUCUCGAGGAGAUCCGGAGCGUGGCGGCCUCAUCAGGAACAAGUCUUACAUGAACGCCGUGAGGUUUUACCUAGGUGAGAAGAGGCAGAUGUUCAGCGGAUUUUUCCUUAGCAUCAGCCUGUUUGGGAGCGGCGUGGUGUAUACUCUCACCACAGCCACUAGUAUGAGCGCGAUUCAUGAAGCGAACCGCUACGGCCGGGAAGGCCAGGGCGCACCGCUCUCCACCGCCGCCGCCGGUGGCUCAGACGUCUACUACAUGCUCCUGUUCGGCCUCGCGCAGGCAGUGCUGUCGCAGAUACCGGACUUCCACAACAUGGCGUGGCUCUCCGUCUUCGCCGCCGUCAUGUCCUUCUUCUACUCCUUCGUCGGCUUCGGCCUCGGCGCCGCCAAAGUGAUCGAAAAUGGGGUGAUCAAGGGGGGAAUCGGAGGCAUUCCCCUGGUAUCCCCGGUGCAGAAGGUGUGGCGCGUCGCACAGUCCCUCGGGGACAUCGCCUUCGCCUACCCUUACACCUUGGUGCUUCUGGAAAUAGAGGACACGCUGAGGUCGCCGCCGGCGGAGAGCAAGACGAUGAAGAAGGCGUCGAGGGCAAGCAUCGCGGUCACCACCUUCUUCUACCUCGGGUGCGGGUGCUUCGGCUACGCGGCGUUCGGCGACGGCACGCCGGGGAACCUCCUCACCGGCUUCGGCGAGCCCUACUGGCUCAUCGACCUCGCUAACCUCUGCGUCGUCCUCCACCUCCUCGGCGGCUACCAGCUGUACAGCCAGCCGGCGUUCGCCGUCGUGGAGCGGCGGUUCGGCGUGGAGGCCUGGGUCGUCGAGGUGGAGCUGCCGCUGCUCGGCUGGCGGCGGCGCGUGAACGUGUUCAGGUUGUGCUUCCGCACGGCUUACGUGGCGGCGGUGACGGCGGUGGCUGUGUGGUACCCCUACUUCAACCAGGUGGUGGGGCUCAUCGGCGCCUUCACCUUCUGGCCGCUGGACAUCCACUUCCCCGUCCAGAUGUACCUUGCGCAGAACAAGGUGGCGCCGUGGACGACGCGGUGGCUCGCCAUUCAGGCCUUCAGCGCCACCUGCUUGCUCGUCGCCGCCUUCGCCUCGGUUGGCUCCGCCGUGGGGGUGUUCGGCCCCAACAGAAGCUAGCUAGUAUAGUAGCCUAGUAGGCUAGUACAUAUGCGGUUCGAUCACUUAAUUUUCUUCAGCUCGCAACUGCAGCAACCCUGAUUUUUGUGUAGCUACGAAUGUGUUAAUUUGUAUAAAAAACGUAAAUCCUGCCUUAUGAAAAGCAUUAUAAAAAAACACUUCGAUCAACAUGACAAU